This is a messenger RNA of Schistocerca cancellata (South American locust), 4209 nucleotides long. It is a transcript of the gene MED17, whose product is annotated as mediator of RNA polymerase II transcription subunit 17. Bases 26 to 1945 code for a protein of 639 amino acids. The record is from RefSeq and is a predicted model, not a curated record. Gene Ontology annotation, molecular function: transcription coregulator activity. Gene Ontology annotation, biological process: regulation of transcription by RNA polymerase II. Lineage: Eukaryota; Metazoa; Arthropoda; Insecta; Orthoptera; Acrididae. Gene Ontology annotation, cellular component: mediator complex; core mediator complex. The transcript is spliced from 10 exons.
GUAUUUUCGUCUGCCGUAAACAAACAUGGCUUAUUCUGUUAACAUAUCUGUUGAGGCUCCUAUUGAAAAUCAGAUACAGGAAAUAUCAUAUGAUGGGCAGGAAAUCUAUCAGAGCCCCCUCUCUAUGUCAGAGAACCUUGCGAAAUUGGCUCAGAAAAUUGAUUUUAGUAAAACUGCUGUGGAUGACUUGAAGAAAGACAAUGGAGAAAACUUGGACAAAAGCGACGAAGAGUCGUCUGCGAAAGACCCAGUCAACUACCAGUCUUCUUUGUGGCCAUGGGACUCUGUUAGGAACAAAUUAAGGAAUGCCUUAACAGAAGUCUGUGUUUUGCAUGAUGUAUUGGUCAUUGCUAAAGAAAAACGUUAUAUGGUUCUUGACCCAGUUCCACAAGAAAACAUAGAGACAAAGGCAAUGGUGCAAGUGUACGCAAGAAAAAAGGCCUUAGCAGCAGCAGCAUCAGUUCUUUUAACUGGUGCCGAAAGACUGAGAACUUCACAGAGCGAACUGGUGCGAAAUAGAAAUGUUCCUGAUUUUCACAUAGAGCUUCUAAGACUGAGACAGAACUGGCGGCUGAAAAAAGUAUCAAAUUCUAUAAUUGGAGACUUGAGCUAUAGAACAGCUGGUUCCAAAUAUGCACAAACGGGGAUGUUUGAAGUAACAAAAGCAGAAGAAGAACCACAGCAAGGAACAAGUCCUCCAUCAUCCCCAGGAACAGGACCCUUACCAAAGCCAAGUUCAGCACUGCGUGUCACAGUGCCUAGUGAGCUUCAAGGCGUCGCAUAUAUUGAAGUACUGUGUCAGAAAGAUCAAGAAGAUUUGUGCAGUGCUACAAUUAACCUACUUGGGUCAGGACCUACAAGUACAAAUGCUGAUGUCCACUGGCAACAAAAGCUAGAAGCAGCACAGAAUGUCUUGUUUUGCAAAGAGCUCUUUAAUCAGCUAGCUAAGGAAGCUGUGCAGCUUCAAGCACCUAUUCCACAUAUGGUUGUUGGAAACCAAAUUAUGGCUAACGUGCUGCCAGGCAUUCAACUGAUUAUUGGCCUGUGCCAUAACACAGGAACAGACAAAAAACCUGCUGCUGCUCCACCACAAAAGUCAGAACAUGAUCAUGUGUUGGAGCAUUCCUUACAUCAGUUGUUACGUGAAGUUCACCAUCGUAACACCCACCAUCCAUUUCCACAUCCAGCAUCUGGCCCUCUCGGACCCAGCAAAAGGAGAGCUCUUGCUGGUCCUACUGCUGCAGAUCGUCAUGAGCUGCAGGAGAUGGCAAAAUCGCAGACUCUUUUGGAGCAAAUAAUUCAGCAAGCUCAACACUUCUUCAUGCGUCUGCGGACAGAAUAUGUAUUGGACACUAUUGCAAAAGAAGUGAAGGAUCCACUCAUUAUAUCACACUGGAAUGCUUUAAAUUCUCCGACUCAGUCAUGUGUAAAAAUAAACAUUAUGACUCAUGGGUAUGACGCAGUUUGCCGGACUUCUCUCAUUGUGCAUGUGGGAGAGAAGUCUCUCAAAUGUGUCUGUCGUGAUGGCCGAGUAAUGCACAUGUCGUAUGAGCCCCAGGAGUUACGUGACCUUAUUUUCUGUCAGAUUUAUCAGCAUCAGAUAGCUGCAGUGCAGAGCCUGGCGAAGCGCAUGGGCUGGCAGUUCUUAUCUAAUAGCUCACACCUCGGACUUGGUGCUGUGGAGCCUCUAGGAAAUGCUAGUAGCUGCAUUCUCGCCUCCCCAAUUGGAGACAGGAUGAUUGCUGUAAGAUGUGAACCACAGACAGGAGUUCAGGUUUCUAUUGCACAAUCACCAAGAAAAGACUUCUUCCCUGGCCAGUUGGUGAAAGAGCGGAAGUGGGAGAACUUGGGAGGUAGCUUCAAAGAAGUAAGAUGGGACAAGAUGGAAGGAAAGAACUUCCUUAACAAAAUGGAGCUCCUCAUGGCCAGUCUUACAAGUUCCUAGGUCCUACCGAUGUGUUUUACUGACAUUUCUGUUAUGCAUCCUGAUCCUGCUGAACACAAACAUUUGUACUUCUUUUGAUGUUCAGCUUUCGAUCUGUGAGGGUUCAGUGAAACAAAAGAAAGGACUCUUCUUGAAAUGACUUUUUAUGGAUUAAUUUUUAACUCAGUCUUCUUUUGGAAAAAUAGAAGACCUUAAGAGUGUGUAAAAUGAGAGAUUUCAAUUGAUUUUAAUCGGCGUCAGAAAUGCAAGGUAUCACUAAGUUAUUGUACACAAGACAUUCCAUACUCUGUGCAGUUUUUGGGAAUUGUAUAAGAUGUUUCUACUAGUGCUGUCUCCUUGUCAAAACUAUUAUUGACAUUUUUGGAGUUUAUGAGUUCCUUUUCAGAUAUACACAUAUUUAUUCAGUGUUCAUUUGCAUAUUUUGGCAAAAAAUGACUUUGUAAGAGUGAAUUUCUUAUGGUUGUUAAGUAAAGAGUAAUCAGUGUAGUAGUCUUGUCUUGCAAUUUAUCACAAUUUGGAUUCUGAUGUGUAGAGUGUAAAAUGAUGAAGAACUUUUUCAAUAGAGAACAAGAGGUUAGUUUUGCUCUCCUAUUUUUGUGCACUCAAACAUUUAAGGUUUGUGUUGAUUGAUUGAGUAUUGGUAACAGCAAUGCAAUUCAAGGUAUACAGAAUGCUUACUAUUUGUGAUGUUACUGAGAAAUUAGGUGCAGUAUGAAAUUGUGAUAAAUUAACACUGAAGUUGUAAGAAUUAAACAUGAUUAGCACUAUGCGUCAGAAACAGAGGGGACAAAUGAGCAGAAAAAAACUUUUCAGCUGAUGUUUGUGGUGUCAUUAUGCCAUUGCUUUGAAGCUGAGGGGCUCAUAUUUUGUGUUCUGUGUAGACAUAUUACAUUUUUGACAGUAUUGUGUGUCGCCAUCUAUGAUUGCAUAGCUGAUGUCUUUUGUUAGUCAAAUAUCCUUUGCUUAGUUACCUUAUGUCACAGUGUGUAUCAAUUGAGUGGCUACAUUUUCUGUAACUAAUCUGUAUCUGCUCAUUAGCACAAUAACAUUUCAACAAUUUUGUGACUUCUUUCACAAUAUAAAUACAUCCUUUGGCUUCAGUUUGUUUUGUUCUUUUACAUUAUUAUUCUUUCUAUCUCAUCUUUCAUUUUGUGUUUGCUGUUAAUACAGUCUACUGCCUGUCUUCUCUUUUGAAGACAUUGUUGACAUAGCACAGUUCUGUUAGUUGUUUUAGGUUGGUAGACACAUCAGACUAUAAUUAUCAUAGAAAUAUUGGUAUGUUUUGCUCUUGUUAUCGGAGUCAAGAAUGAAAGCAUUGCUUAAAAUUUGGUUGACUAAACCACUGUUAUUUCCAAUCAUUGCUCUUGGAAGUCAUUACAAGCAAUAUUUAAAAGAUCUUAAGUGAUUGGAACCAUUUCUUUCUUUCAUGUUUCUGGCUGCUUACAGUAUUCAGACCCUCACUUAACAGGACACAGGUGAAGAUAAGACUGAUAUAGACGAUUUGCAGUUUAAAAAUAAAGAACCAUAUCACCUGAGCUGGGGGCUAUCAUCCAAUAAUUUACAAGAAAUUGUGAAAUUAUGCUGACCAAUAGUCUCACUGCACAAGAGCUACAAGAUGGAGACGUUUAUGGUAACACAUUUUGUCAUCACAACCAGAUACUGAUGAUCAGUAUUGCUUCUGGAUAUGACAAAUGAAAGGGGGCAGAAGCAGAUUUUUGUACUGCACUGUGGUAUUUGUUUUGAACAGCUAAAUAUUUUUUUAUAUUGCUUAGGGUGUAAAUGACUUGGUAAGUUGGCUCACUGUAGUAUAACCCAAAUAAUGGGCAUUGAAUGCAGUUGGUGUUCAGUGAUAUACCUAUUUUGUGAGGUGACACAGUUCACACAAAAAAGUUUUAUGUUUCAUGCAAUGUGAUUGUUCUUUUGUAUAUACGAAAGAUAUUUAGGCAUUUAAGUUGUAAACAGUAACAUUGUAUUUACUCGAAUGAAUUUUCCUUCGUUAAAUUAUGUACUGAACAUAUGAAAUUGUUUUCAUUUUAUUCUGUAAAAGCUAUAGAUAAGAUGUGCAUUUAUCUUACAUUUGUGGAUAAUUUAUAAGAAUGAAAAGUACAAUUGCAUUUGAAUUGACUGUUUGAGUGAUAUGCCAACAAAAAUUGUGGCACAGAUAUGCAACAUUUUAACAUAGAGAGAAACUGAGUUUAAAUGACGUGCAGCAUGAAAUAUGUAUAGUAAAAAUAAGCUGGGUUGGAUGAAAAAAAAAAGAAAAA